AUCUCAAAGCCCCCCUCCAAAGCCCAUUUGCUGACUUUCUCUCGGUCUCUUGGUCUCUCUCUCUCUCCGUCUCUCAAAGAGUCAAAAACACAGAAAUGGGGGAAAAUAAGCGAAAACGGGGUCGUAAACCCAAAACCCCAACCCAAGAGAACAAGGACUUCCAAUACACCACCGCAGCGGGAAACGACGUCGUCUCUGUCCCCAUCCCGGCCGCCGAACCCGCGUCGGACCCAAACGAACCAUCGGCCUCCCGGAGCGGCCGUGGCCGUCCGCGUAAGCUCAAUAAGAACGAGAACCAGCGGGCCAACAUAGCGGCCUCACCGGAGCGCCGGAGCUCCAGACAGGCGGAGCAAAACGGCGACUUAACCCACGCAACUACGACGAUGGCAACGGCAACGACGACGAUGAACUCCACUGCGAUCGUUUCGGAGCCGGUGAGGUGGGAGAACGUGGUGAGGGUGGUGCCCUCCAUGGACGCGGUGGUAAAGGUGUUCUGCGUUCACACGGAGCCCAAUUUCUCGCUCAUGUGGCAGAGGAAGAGGCAGUAUAGCUCGAGCAGUAGUGGGUUCGUCAUUGGGGGGAGGAGGGUCUUGACCAAUGCGCAUUCGGUGGAGCACCAUACCCAGGUGAAGCUGAAGAAGCGGGGUUCGGAUACCAAGUACUUGGCAACGGUGUUAGCUAUUGGGACUGAGUGUGAUAUCGCGAUGCUGACGGUGAGUGAUGAUGAGUUCUGGGAAGGAGUUUCACCUGUGGAAUUUGGAGAUUUGCCUGCACUCCAAGACGCAGUAACUGUUGUGGGCUACCCAAUUGGAGGUGACACAAUCUCUGUGACAAGUGGUGUUGUCUCACGCAUAGAGAUACUUUCUUAUGUUCAUGGGUCAACAGAACUUCUCGGACUGCAGAUAGAUGCUGCAAUAAACUCUGGAAAUUCUGGUGGGCCUGCCUUUAAUGAUAAGGGAAAGUGUGUGGGUAUUGCAUUUCAGUCUCUUAAACAUGAAGAUGUGGAGAACAUAGGUUAUGUCAUACCAACACCAGUUAUUAUGCACUUCAUUAAAGAUUAUGAGAAGAAUGGAGCAUAUACAGGGUUCCCAAUUCUUGGAGUUGAGUGGCAGAAGAUAGAAAAUCCUGAUCUACGCAUGGCAAUGGGGAUGGGACCUGAUCAAAAAGGUGUCCGUAUCAGAAGAAUCGAACCUACCGCUCCUGAGUCUCAAGUUCUGAAGCCAUCUGAUGUUAUCUUGAGUUUUGAUGGGGUUAAUAUUGCUAAUGAUGGAACAGUUCCAUUCCGGCAUGGAGAGCGCAUUGGUUUCAGUUAUCUUGUAUCUCAAAAAUACACGGGGGACAAUGCUUUAGUAAAAGUUCUCCGUGAUUCAGAGAUACUUGAAUUCAACAUAAGACUUGAAACACACAAGCGGCUCAUCCCAGCACACAUCAAGGGCAGACCUCCUUCUUAUUACAUUAUUGCUGGUUUUGUUUUUACUGCUGUAUCCGUACCCUAUCUGCGUUCUGAGUAUGGAAAGGAUUAUGAAUUUGAUGCUCCAGUGAAACUGUUGGACAAGCAUCUACAUGCAAUGGCAGAAUCGGUAGACGAGCAGCUUAUUGUUGUUUCUCAGGUUCUUGUGGCUGACAUUAAUAUUGGAUACGAGGAAAUCGUUAAUACUCAGGUUCUUGCUUUCAAUGGUAAACCUGUGAAGAAUCUUAAGAGUUUGGCCAGCAUGGUAGAAAGCUGUGAGGAUGAAUAUCUGAAGUUUGAUCUCGAGUAUCAACAGAUAGUGGUCCUGGAGACCAAGACUGCCAAGGCAGCAACUUUAGAUAUUCUGACAACACAUUGCAUACCUUCUGCAAUGUCUGAUGACCUCAAGACUUGAGUGAAGAUUUUGGGGAAGGUACAGAAGAUUACUCCUCCAUUAAUUAUCCUUGCAGUUCAUCAUUUGCUUGGCCCCCCAUCUCCAUGGUGCUGGGUCUCAUUAAUCUUUGUAAACGUUUGGAUCUGAAUUAAUGGGUGUUGAGAUUUUUCAUUUUA
Alnus glutinosa is the source of this 2020-nucleotide messenger RNA. Its product is annotated as protease Do-like 9. Bases 96 to 1865 code for a protein of 589 amino acids. The transcript is spliced from 9 exons. NCBI's taxonomy places the organism in Eukaryota, Viridiplantae, Streptophyta, Magnoliopsida, Fagales, Betulaceae. Gene Ontology annotation, molecular function: protein binding; serine-type endopeptidase activity. The record is from RefSeq and is a predicted model, not a curated record. Gene Ontology annotation, biological process: proteolysis.